AUGUUUGUAAAUCUAGCAGCAUGGCUUAUCAACCAAUCAGGUUACAGUAUAGAAAUUUCUCAUGAAUUCGAUCAUCCUGACGAAAUUGUGGCGAAUAUUUUAGAGGCUCUCAAUUCCAUAGCUGGUAUUUCUCUAGAGUUUCCUGCGUCAAAACUUAGAAGUGGCAGUGGUGAACUCUGCAUCCGUGUACUAGAUCAUUUUGCUGAUGCCGCUCUCAAGUUUAAUCGCAUUUGUUAUGAGAAGGAUGGUGAGUAUGGCAAAAUGCUUGAUGUGGUUGACGGAGGCUCAAAUCUAGUUGAAUUGUCUGUUGAAAAGCCAACCAUGACCGGUAUUGCUUCAGAAACCAAUUCCUAUCCAGAGAUGUGCGUUAAAACUGGUUUAGCAGGUCCUGGCAAGCCCCAAGCUCUCAAACAAGCAGUAAAAGGAGAUGAAGCAUCACUUGGUGUAGAACCGCUUAAUACCACUAACAGUACUCCUUUUAGUGGACUUCACACAAGUUCAUCAGGAAACCAUUCCACUAUCUAUGACAAUUCGUUACCUGAUCUACCUCAAAUAAAAGUUGAAGGAGAUAAUUGGCAGAAGGAGCUUGAGCGGGCGUUGCCUCAAUUGGAUUUUGUGGCAAGUAGUGACGUAGAAUCUAAUGAUUGGCAAGUUCAUAUGGAGCAAUUUAAGCAAUAUCGACGAUCUGUUGAAAAGUGCCUUGCCGAAUCUCGUGAACAUUUCAAACACUUGGAGGAGGACCUUACGCGCGACAUCAACAAAGUCAGAACCAGAGAGAAGUACAUCAAUGGUCAGGUUAAGGGUGCUUUGGAAGGUUAUGUGCGUGCUCGUAACUAUUUAAGCGAAUUGAAAGAAGCUUAUGCGCGAGUCAAUGCAGGUAUAGCGGAGCGCAGUGCCACUUUGGCCAAACUCGCUGAGGAAACAGAAAAGGUGAAGGCUGAGAUGGAACAACGUGGAAGCAGAAUGACAGAUAGUGCUCCAGUGAUUCGCAUCAAACAAGCCAUAAAUCGUCUGAAAGCCGAGAAUGUUGCCAUGGAGAUACGAAUUGGAGUGCUUGAACAUACUUUACUUCGCGCACAACUUCGUGCCCGUGAAGAAAGUCAAAAAUCCCUGUUAACGAGACCCAAUCCCUUAGACGCCUUUCGAAGAACUGAUGAAAAUGAGAUUGUUUAA
Messenger RNA from Rodentolepis nana, 1173 nucleotides. NCBI's taxonomy places the organism in Eukaryota, Metazoa, Platyhelminthes, Cestoda, Cyclophyllidea, Hymenolepididae. The record is from the annotation of a GenBank genome assembly.